AUCGAAACUUAGAAGUUAGAAUGAGAAAGUAAACGAAAGUGGCACUGUGGGGUCGCUCAAAGAUUAAUUUACUGCACCAUAUCGAGGAUUUGGUGUUGAGCAACGAUUUUAUGAAGCACAGUGUAGCCCGCAAUUGGUGGACCUGAUGAAUUACGUAGCAAAACUAAACGAAUAUGGACAGCAGACACGAGUCCAAGUGCAAUAUGAGGAGGUGGACGUCUCGGGUCCGGACCAUAUUAAAACGUUUACUGUACGGGCUAUAGUGAAUGGCAAACCUUAUCCAGAGGGAGUUGGGAAAAAUAAGAGAGAGGCCAAGGAAAAUGCCGCCCAAAGGGCCCUUGAAAACCUGCUGCUCAUGGAGAGCAGUGAUUUUAAUACUUCGACAACAUCACAGACAUCAGAAAUCCCGGCAUCUAUUACCCAAGCCAAUUAUCAGUGUUGGCUGAAUGAACACAGCCACAAGACCAGAGUGAUUUAUAAGGCUAUUGAAUCGACAAGAGUGGACCUAGUCAGCACACCACAGUGCUGCAAGUAUGUUUCUAAUGGUAAAUCAUACCCUGAAGCUUAUGCAAGUUCAAAGAAGGAGGCCAGAGAAAAGGCUGCAAAGCUUGUUUACGAAGAGAUCUUAAAAGAGGAAGGGGUCAUAGAGGGCAAUAAUGGGCAUAACUCCAGACAACAAGAGGCGUCAAACAAUAGUGUCUCUGAUCUAAGCAAUAACCUUGAACAUAUGAGGGUUACGCCUACAAAAGAUCUCAGCAGUGAUAUUCACCAGGCUAACUUCAUAGGGAUGUUGAACCACCAUUGUCAACAGCGGAAACUGACACGUGAUUUUAAGCUGGUGGAGAGAAGAGGGCCAUCUCACAACCCUGAGUUUGUGUACAAAGUAGUAAUAGGUGGGGACGAGUAUCCAGAAGGCUGCGGUAGGACAGCAAAAGAGGCGAAGCAGCUGGCUGCUCAGCUGGCAUGGAAUAAGAUUCAAGACCAGCCUCAAUGUCACAGUCAGGUUUCAAGCAUGUCAAGUCUAAAGUCAAGUCUUUCUGAAGAUGAUUCACUCUAUCUAACUCCUACAAUAGACGAAUCACCACAAGAUGAGAGGGCCUCGACAAGCAUGGCUGCAAGUGCAAGUGACUGGAUUAUCUUUAAAGAUUCAUCCAAAGACUCCCCCAAAAUACAAGUGGCAGCUCCUGCACAAAAUAAAACUAAACGAAUAUUAGCACCAAAUUUCAACAAUGCUCCUCAAAGAAGUAAAGAGGCUGGCCCCAAUCUCUCAUCCAAUUUGACUGGUCAGGUUACUGUCCAGCCCAGUUUAUUUUGCAGACUUUUAGAAGAAUAUGAUUCAAUAAAGCGAAUAGGCAAAGGAGGGUUUGGACGUGUUUUCAAGGCUCGAAAUAAAUUCGAUGAGACGUAUUAUGCCGUGAAGAUUGUAAAAAGUACAGAAAAAGCCAAACGGGAAGUUAAAGCUUUGGCGCGUCUGCAGCACCCAAACAUUGUGCGUUACCAUACAUGCUGGAUUAACAACACUGCAUACGGAUCUGAUGGCUCCGACAGUUACAGCACCUCAAACUCAGGAAGCAAUUCGACCAUGGAGUUCCUGUAUAUCAAGAUGGAACUCUGCGAGGGUAACACACUUUCCAUGUGGAUCAAGGAAAAUAAUGUACACCCAGACCCAAAGAGACGACAGGAUGCCCUUGACAUCACCAAGCAAAUUGCGAAAGCAGUGGUGUACAUUCACUCUCAAAACCUCAUCCACCGUGACUUAAAACCGGCGAACAUCAUGUUUGGACGAAAUCGUGAGGUGAAGAUAGGCGACUUUGGCCUGGUGACUAUCGCAGACGAUGACAAUGAUGAAAGUCUACUGGAGCGGACAAAGCAUACAGGCACAAGAUCCUAUAUGAGCCCUGAACAGAUGAAUCAACCCACAUAUGAUCGCAAAGUGGACAUUUUUGCUCUAGGUCUGAUCUAUUUUGAACUACUUUGGACUGUAAAAACAAAGGCUGAAAAGUGUGACAUUUGGGAGCAUAUCAAGACGAAGAAGUUUCCAGAGGGAUUCCGUGAUCAGUUUUGCUUUGAACACGCACUAAUUGAGCGAAUGCUGUAUCAGGAUCCUGUGGACAGACCUGAAGCCCAUGAUCUGGUCCCAGUGCUGGAGAAUUGCAAAUCCUUCCAAGAUCAGAAUUCUAAUCAUGGAAGCACAAAAACUGUAUGAAGUACAGUGAGGACAGACCCAUAACAAAAUCACUAAUGUAUGAAAACUGCCUUUCCUUGCAGACUGCUUUUUUAAAUUGCCUUACCUGUUACAUUUGCAUCAUGGUGUUGUGGAUAUUCACAUUAGGAAAACUGUUUAACCAGGAGCAUAUAAAUCAUGGAAGUCAUGCAUGAACUGCAGAUGAAAUCAAUCAAGAAAGACACUGAUGACAGUUGUGGUAUUUAGCAGAUGCAAUUUUACAAAGUGAUAAGGACUGGCAAGGGCUGGUUUGGGAAUGAAACCAGCGUAGGCUAGAUCAAGUGUCUGGCUGUGAUGUUACCACUGGUCUGCAGCCCUGCAGAAUUACAAUGCCAUCAGCUUGCGAUUGAAUGCAGUGCUGGAGAUGCAUCUUGUUCACUUUACAUGUAAUGGGCUUCUGUCAUUUGUUGCCUUUUAUUCCUGUACACAGUAAUGGAGUUUGUAAACACAUAGUGAAAUUAAUUCUGUUAAAUCACUGAAUAAAGAUUGUAUGAACUUU
Sardina pilchardus (European sardine) is the source of this 2723-nucleotide messenger RNA. RefSeq names its product interferon-induced, double-stranded RNA-activated protein kinase-like. The record is from RefSeq and is a predicted model, not a curated record. NCBI's taxonomy places the organism in Eukaryota, Metazoa, Chordata, Actinopteri, Clupeiformes, Clupeidae. The coding region runs from base 146 to 2206 and encodes 686 amino acids. Gene Ontology annotation, biological process: protein phosphorylation. Gene Ontology annotation, molecular function: eukaryotic translation initiation factor 2alpha kinase activity; double-stranded RNA binding; ATP binding. The transcript has 20 exons. Gene Ontology annotation, cellular component: nucleus; cytoplasm.